Prunus mume (Japanese apricot) is the source of this 2098-nucleotide messenger RNA. RefSeq names its product Pentatricopeptide repeat (PPR) superfamily protein (gene OTP85). The record is from RefSeq and is a predicted model, not a curated record. Lineage: Eukaryota; Viridiplantae; Streptophyta; Magnoliopsida; Rosales; Rosaceae. Gene Ontology annotation, biological process: RNA modification. Gene Ontology annotation, molecular function: RNA binding; zinc ion binding; protein binding.
AGUGCCAUCUCAUAGUUUGGUUCCCUCCAAAUAAAAAAUCACAGCUGUUCUGCAUUCAAAGACAAUUAUGGCAGCACCGGCUGUCCAAAUGAGCCCAUUCUCUCACCCAAAAACCAACACCAACACCCCAGUCUCUCUCAUACCCAAGUGCACGUCUUUCAGAGAGCUCAAGCAAAUCCAAGCCUUUUCCAUCAAAACCCAUCUCCAAUAUGACAUUUCUGUCCUCACCAAGCUCAUCAACUUCUGCACUCUUAACCCAACUGGUACCUCCAUGGACUACGCCCACCACCUGUUCGACCAAAUUCCCCACCCUGACAUUGUUGUCUUCAACACCAUGGCCCGCGGCUACGCACGCUCCCAUACCCCAUUUCGAGCGAUUUCACUAUUUGCUCACAUUCUGAGCUCAGAUCUCUUCCCAGAUGACUACACAUUCCCCUCUCUUCUCAAGGCGUGCGCCAGCUCUAAAGCCUUAGAAGAAGGGAGGCAAUUGCAUUGCUUUGCUAUCAAAUGUGGGCUUCACCUUAACAUUUAUGUGUGCCCUACACUUAUUAACAUGUACACUGAGUGCAAUGACGUGGAUGCGGCUCGCCGGGUCUUUGAUAAGAUACCAGACCCUUGUGUUGUUGUACACAAUGCUAUGAUCAAGGGCUAUUCUCGAAGUAGUCGGCCAAAUGAGGCAUUGGCAUUGUUUCGAGAGUUGCAAGCAAGCAAUCUUAAGCCAACCGAUGUUACUAUGCUUAGUGCUCUUUCUUCAUGUGCUUUGUUAGGAGCAUUAGACUUGGGGAAGUGGAUGCACGAAUACGUUAAGAAAAAUAGGUUUGAUAGAUAUGUUAAAGUGAACACUGCACUGAUAGAUAUGUAUGCAAAAUGUGGAAGCCUGGAGGAAGCAGUUUCUGUAUUUGAAGACAUGAGUGUGAAAGAUACUCAGGCUUGGUCUGCUAUGAUUGUGGCGUAUGCAACUCAUGGUAAUGGGUCAAAAGCCUUAUCAAUGUUUGAGGAAAUGAAGAGGGCUCGAAUUCGGCCUGAUGAGAUCACAUUCUUGGGUCUCUUAUAUGCCUGUAGUCAUGCAGGAUUCGUUGAGGAGGGUUGCAAGUAUUUCUACAGCAUGAGUGAGACGUACAGGAUUGUUCCGGGGAUUAAGCAUUACGGUUGUAUGGUAGAUUUGCUAGGACGGUCUGGACGCUUAGGGGAGGCUUACAAGUUCAUAGAUGAAUUACCAAUUAAGCCUACACCCAUAUUCUGGCGAACAUUGUUGUCUGCUUGCGGAAGCCACGGUGAUGUAGACAUGGGGAUGCGGGUGCUUGAACGAAUAUUUGAGUUAGAUGACUCUCAUGGUGGGGAUUAUGUGAUCAUAUCGAAUUUGUGUGCAAGGGCGGGGAGGUGGGAGGAUGUGGAUCGCUUAAGGAAGUUGAUGAGAGACAGAGGAAUUGUAAAAAUUCCUGGCUGUAGCUCCAUAGAGGUGAACAAUGUAGUGCAUGAAUUCUUCUCAGGGGACGGGGAGCGUUCUGUUUCAACAGUACUGCAUCAAGCAGUUGAUGAGUUGGUUGAAGAAUUAAAGCUGGCUGGAUACGUUCCUGAUACUUCUCUAGUCUUUCAUUCUAACAUGGAAGAUAAAGAUAGAGAAGUUUCUCUUAGGUAUCAUAGUGAGAAGUUGGCCAUUGCCUAUGGGCUCUUAAACACUCCCCCCAGGGCAACAAUCCGUGUUGUGAAGAACCUUAGGGUAUGUGGGGAUUGCCACUCUGCUGCUAAGUAUAUAUCAUUGAUCUUUAAUCGACAGAUAAUUCUCAGAGAUGUUCAACGAUUCCAUCAUUUCAAAGAGGGAAAUUGCUCUUGUGGGGAUUAUUGGUAGUUGAACUUAUUGAACCGGAUAUCAUCUUUGUCAUAGACGCAUAACAGAGGAAAUUUAUUGUCUUGACAAUAUUCUUCAUUGCGUUAGUGGAAGGUGAUCCACUUGAUACUUGUGGACAAAUUCAAUGUUAUAUAAGAGUGAGGGGAACACGAACGCAGGUUGGUUUCUGUUGUCAGUCUUGGUCAAAUCUGCCUUCUGUGAUCACCGACAUAUCAUUGUGAUUGAGUGAGUAUGAAAAGUUAACAAAAA